UCCCCAGCUUUUCAUUGUCGGCGGUUCACAUAACAAACUAAGUAGUAACUCUCUUCUUCUUCUCUCUAAUCUCUAUCGAAAAAAUGGCUGGAGUAUCUCAGCUCAAUCCGUUUCUGUGCAACACCAUUUCAGUGAAUCCACUGCAGUCUCAAAUCAGCUCAAAACCCUCUUUAUUUCCGGUGAAUACGUUUGGAUUUACUUCAGGAAAGGCGGGAGAGGGUUCUAGGGUUUCCAUCGGAGUAUUCGUUAGGGAAAGGCCGGUUCUAAGAGUCCGUGCGGUGAGCGGAGCUGAGUGGGAGGGGUCCUCCGUGGCUGUGGCGGAGGAGCCGCCCAAGGAGCUGAAGGAGAUCGAUACGCUGAAGAAACAAUUGGUAGAUUCGUUUUACGGGACGGAGCGUGGACUGAAAGCCACGAGCGAGACCAGGGCGGAGAUCAUCGAGCUGAUUACUCAGCUGGAGGCCAAGAAUCCGACUCCGGCGCCGACCGAGGCGUUGACCCUCCUCAACGGCAAAUGGAUUCUCGCGUACACAUCAUUUGUGGAAUUGUUCCCUUUGUUGUCAAGGGGAACACUGCCUUUAGUGAAGGUGGAGGAGAUUUCACAGAUCAUUGACUCAGAGAAUUUCACAGUCCAGAAUUCUGUCCUGUUUGCUGGGCCAUAUUCUACAACUUCAAUUAGUACCAAUGCCAAGUUUGAAGUCCGAAGUCCCAAGCGUGUGCAGAUCAAGUUUGAAGAAGGCAUUAUUGGGACUCCCCAGUUGAUAGAAUCCAUUGUGUUGCCAGAAAAUGUGGAAUUUCUUGGACAAAAGAUUGAUCUCUCACCCUUCAAAGGCUUAAUCACUUCGGUCCAAGAUACAGCUUCAUCUGUUGCAAAGACCAUAUCCAGCCAACCACCACUAAAGUUCUCUCUCUCCAAUCGCAAUGCAGAAUCAUGGUUGCUAACCACAUACCUGGAUGAAGAAGUUAGGAUCUCAAGGGGAGAUGGAGGCAGUGUAUUUGUGCUUAUUAAGGAAGGCAGCCCCCUCUUGAAACCUUAAAUUCAGUAACGUGCUUUUUCCGAGUGCAUGUGGGACUCUAUGUAAUAAUACUGUUGAUAAGUGGUUGUAAUUAUGUAUGUAUUGACUUUGUCUUUCUCAUAUUAAGCAUGUAUCAACUUUUAUGAAUUCAGAUUGAUGUAGGCAUCUGUAUUAAUAUCAUAGGACACUGUGGCUGGCUUGUACUAAGUAAAUAAAUUUCUUUUCUCA
This is a messenger RNA of Cornus florida, 1241 nucleotides long. Its product is annotated as plastid-lipid-associated protein, chloroplastic. The transcript has 3 exons. The coding region runs from base 84 to 1034 and encodes 316 amino acids. Lineage: Eukaryota; Viridiplantae; Streptophyta; Magnoliopsida; Cornales; Cornaceae. The record is from RefSeq and is a predicted model, not a curated record.